Messenger RNA from Coniosporium apollinis CBS 100218, 1038 nucleotides. RefSeq lists its product as uncharacterized. The record is from RefSeq and is a predicted model, not a curated record. Gene Ontology annotation, biological process: protein polyubiquitination; protein monoubiquitination. The coding region runs from base 1 to 1038 and encodes 345 amino acids. NCBI's taxonomy places the organism in Eukaryota, Fungi, Ascomycota, Dothideomycetes. Gene Ontology annotation, molecular function: ubiquitin protein ligase activity. The transcript has a single exon.
AUGGACACCGCCGCUCACUUAGAGACACCAAAAUCGACAGUAUCUUCUACCCCCUCAACCGUGUCACUCAAACGCAAGCGAACCACCAGCACCAGCGCCCAAGAUGCCUGCGUCAUCUGCCUCUCCCCCGUCUCCGAGCGCGCCAUCACAGUCCCCUGCAACCAUACGGCCUUCGACUUCCUCUGUCUAGCGAGCUGGCUACAAUCGCACCCUCGCUGCCCUCUCUGCAAUGCCCAGGUCACCGCCGUGCAGUAUGAUUGGUGUGGACCGGACGACUACAAGACCUACGUUGUCGAAACACCUGCGCUGACGCAGAAAGCGGCUUCCGCACCUCCGCAUCCACGCAGCGGCAGUGGUGCGGGCUACGGAGCUGGUACCAGCACGCCACGCAGGCCUCGCCGGUCCCGCAACAACGAAGCUCCCGUCACGCCCGACGCUGCGCUCCUCCGCCGGCGCGCUGUGUACAGGAACAAGCUCUACUCCCUGCACGUCGGCAGCAACCGGCACUCGCGCUACCGGGACUUCACUGCCGCGAGCUUCGCCGCAGAUGCGAAUCUCCAGAGCCGGGCGCGUGCCUUCCUCCGGCGCGAGCUGAGGGUGUUUGAGUUUCUGGAUCCGCUGGCGGCGGCGCCAACGCCUGAACCAUCGACAUCCUCGGCUGCACCUUCAUGCGGAAAUACUCCCAGCCGCACCAUGACACCUACUGCCACGACAACAAGGCGCGCGAACAAUGCAGAGUUCCUCCUCGAAUACAUCGUCGCCAUCCUCAAAACCUCGGCCCCGAAAGGCGGCCACGCGGAAGAGCUACUCCAGGAGUUCCUCGGCAGAGAAAACGCGCGGCUGUUUUUGCAUGAGCUGGAAGCGUGGCUUAGGAGUCCGUUCAGGAGACUCGAGGACUGGGAUCGCCAUGUGCAAUAUACUGGCGCUGUUCCAUAUGAGGUGCUUCGGGAGGGCGGGAAAGGGGCUUCUGGAGGCCGGAGGGGCCAUGGUGGUGAAGAGUACCGGGGUUGGAGAAGGACGCAUUGGGAGCCAGAAUGA